Messenger RNA from Clonostachys byssicola, 1044 nucleotides. NCBI's taxonomy places the organism in Eukaryota, Fungi, Ascomycota, Sordariomycetes, Hypocreales, Bionectriaceae. The record is from the annotation of a GenBank genome assembly.
AUGACGACUCAUACUGUUUUGGUUACUGGUGCAAAUGGCUACAUUGGCAAUGCCGUCGCGCGAGCCUUCGUCCGCGCGGGAUGGCUUACCUACGGUCUUGUUAGAUCGCCUCAGUCCGUGCAGAAGCUCGCGGCAGAAGAGAUCAUCCCCGUAGUUGGGAUUAUUGAUUCUAGAGAGACACACGAGAGUAUUCGCAAGGCUCUUCCAACGCGUCUUGACGCCAUAAUAUCUACGACCGAAUCAUUGAAGGACUACGGGUUUCACUACGAGAAUACCGUCCACCUGCUUCGCCUUCUAGGCGCUUCCAGUACCGCCGCCGGGACACAGCCGAUUGUUAUCUUCAGUUCGGGGUGCAAAGACUACGGGAUAGGGCCACAUGUACACGGCGAGCCUGGACCGCCUGCGCAUACCGAAGAGACGCCGCUUAGACCGCCUCCCGUCGUGGCGGCUAGAACGAAGUUCUCGGUCAAGAUUUUCGACCAUAGAGACGUUUUCCUGCCUGUCCUGGUGAGGCCUACCAACGUCUUCGGGAGGGGGUCGACUUAUUACCAAAACUUCUUUGUCGUCUCAGAGAAAACGGCAGAUCAAGGUGGGCGGCUUGUUAUGGAGGCUCCGCCAAAUCAUAUCAUACACGCGUUGCAUGUUGACGACUGCGCCGAAGCGUAUGUUGCCAUUGCAUCCCACCCUCGAUUGGACGAGGUGAUCGGCCAGGUCUUUAAUAUUUCCUCACAUCGGUACGAAACGGUGGACGAAAUCACUAGAGCCCUGAUUACCGAGUACAAUAUUCAGGGCGACCCUGAAUAUGUCGACCCAAAGGGACAGGAAGCGGUACUCUGGAUGCCAAUGUUGGUCAAUUUCCCUCAAUGGGUGGAUUCUACCAAGCUGAGGACAGUCACGGGAUGGAAAGACCAUAGGCCAUUGUUUUCUGAAGCGUUACAUGUUUAUCGUCUAGCCUAUGAGGCUGCGAAGGAGGCAGGAGACGAGGGUGUCUUAAGGGUACAGCAUUACAUGGGCCGUGUCACCCGUCCACGAAAUCUUCUCUAG